Molecule: messenger RNA, 213 nt
Organism: Parnassius mnemosyne (clouded apollo)
Lineage: Eukaryota; Metazoa; Arthropoda; Insecta; Lepidoptera; Papilionidae
Source: the annotation of a GenBank genome assembly
AUGUAUUGUCAGAACGCCAGCGCCAAAACUGUUGAAGAUGUCUUAAAGAUGCACUGGGAUCAGUCCGAAAGGCCAGUUAAAGCUGACGAAGACACAUUAAAAGCAUUAAUUGAUCUGGACAAAUUGAAUGAUCCACAUAAACAGAAAGAGCCAGAAUUGAUCAAUAGAAUACGUUUAGUGUUCCACACGCGAAACCUCAUACUAGUUUAUUAA